Molecule: messenger RNA, 3786 nt
Organism: Ziziphus jujuba (common jujube)
Lineage: Eukaryota; Viridiplantae; Streptophyta; Magnoliopsida; Rosales; Rhamnaceae
Product: histone-lysine N-methyltransferase ATXR3
Exons: 8
Coding region: 2433-3374 (313 amino acids)
Source: RefSeq, a predicted model, not a curated record
AGGUAGCAAGAUCAAAGAAAGUGUUGUUGAACAUAGCACAUUGCAGGUUUCAAUGUUCUUUGUAAAUUGUGUUGGUGUUGGUGUUGGAAAUUAUAACUCAAUGUCAAUUACAUGCCGAUGUAAAAUUUUGCAAAAUUUUAUCUCCCUUACUACCUUGAGCCAUUCAAUUAGUCAGCUUUUUGUCAUUAUUUCUAAUAGUCAGUAAAAUAUUAGUGGCUUUUUGUUAUUACUGACAUAGGCCUUUUAACGUGUUUGCUUGUUAAAUAUUAAGAUGGAAGUAAUUUUGCAAUUGGAUUUCUGUGCUACUUUGAAGCACAGUUAGUUGGCUUUGUCGGCAUUCUCUUUAAUAAAUUGGCACCAUUGAUUAUGUUAGUGAUUACUUGCACUGUGUACUAUCAUUACUUUAUACUUUCUUACACAUGUAAUAUAUUUUGCAUUGUUCAAGGCAUUCCAUAUUUACUUUCAUAUUUUGGUGUUUAUCAUGUUGCAUGUGCAUAUUAUUGUAUUUCUCUCUUGGUUCGGUGCCUGAAUUUUUGCUAUUUUCUUCCAAGUUUUCUAGUAUAGCAAGUUGAACUUCCAUGCUAAGUAAUUAUUGCUGACAAGUUGGACAUAAGCAUUAUUGAAUGUAGGUAUUUUUCGUGUGUUUGUUUAUCCAUAUAUUAAGUAAUGUUGGUCACCUUUGGCAUUUGCAUGAUAUUUAGUUUGAUAUUUGCUAAUGUUUUUGUGAAUAAUUUACAUAUUGAUAUCAGCUGUUGAUUAUAUUAUCUGGGUAGCAAGAUCAAAGAAAGUGCUGUUAAAUGUAGCACACUGUAGGUUUCAAUAUUCUUUGGAAAUUGUGUUGGUGUUGAGAAAGUGGCCAAUGGCUAUGACCAUGAUGUUUAAAUUCAAGAAACAUUUCAAAUAAGCCAUCAAAGCUUAAAAGGAAGCAGCUGGUGUGGUGUCACCACAAUCCAAAAAGGUUUUAAAAGUAGUAAAUGGUGAUGUGAAACAGACAGCAUGUAAACAACAGACUAUAAGAAAGACAAAGUAAUGUGAAUCCAAGACAUUAAAACCAUGCCUUAGAUCAGAUGGGUGUGCUUGUGCAUCAAUUAACGGGUGGAAGUGGCAUAGAUGGUCACAAAAUGCAAGUCUUGCUGAGAGAGCCCUUAUUAGGGGGAAUUAAAAAUGUCAAUGCUGAUUGUUUAGAUUCCGAUGUUAAUACCUCACAGUGGUCAAACAACAAGGGUGUUUCUGCAAGAAAAAUUAGAGCAAAACUUCAUAAUCUUCUUGCUACUGCAGAGGAUGAUGACCUUUUGAAAAAAUGAUCUUCGUUGUCCUUGUCAAAUGGGUAUGUACCUCUCACAUGUUUUUUUCUAUUAACAAUAUUAACGGAAUUGAUGUUUUGGGACCAACUGUGAUUGAUUUCAAUGAGUUUACGGACUUAAUUGUUAAAAAAAUUAAUUUAAAAAUCAAGUUAUCACAAAACAUAUAGUUUAGGGACUUUAUGGGAUAAUAUCCCAAAUAAACAAAAAGCUACUGUAAGCCGGUCCAUACCAGUCUCCUCCAGCACACUUGAAGAAAUUCUUUGUUCAUUCCCUUCUUUGUCUACUAUAGAUAUUAGGGGUUGCAGCCAGUUUCAGAGUUGGUCCUUAAAUUUCACAACGUGAACUGGAUUAAGAGCCGUAAUUCACGUGAUAUAAAGAAUUUUGAUGACUCACAUUGCAAAGUAAGAAGUCUGAAGCAGAUCACUGACAAAUCGUCAUCAGCUUACAAGGUUAACGGUCUGGGUGGUGAUACUGAUGAUUUUGGUGAUCUAAAACAAUAUUUUGAUAGUGUGAAUAAGAGAGACUCAUCAAAUCCAUUAUUCCGAAGAAGUUUAUACAAACGUUCUAAACUUUUGAUGCUCGAAGGUCCUCAUCCAUACUAUCUAGGGAUGCCCGCAUGAGACAAUGGUCAAUUAAGAAAUCUGAAAAUGGGUACAAAAGGAUGGAAGAAUUUCUAGCUUCAAGUUUGAAGGAUAUCAUGAAGGAGAAUGCCUUUGACUUCUUUGUGCCCAAGGUUGCAGAAAUUCAGGAUAAAAUGAAAAAGGGUUAUUAUAUUGGUCGUGGAUUAAGCUCUGUCAAGGAGGACAUCAGUCGAAUGUGUCGUGAUGCUAUAAAAGCAAAGAAUCGGGGUGAUGCCGGAGACAUGAAUCGUAUUAUUACAUUAUUUAUUCAACUGGCAACACGUUUGGAAGAGGGGUCUAAGCCUUCUUAUGAAAAAGAUGAGAUGUUCAAGUCAUGGGAAGAUGAUUCAUCUAGUAGCAAGUAUAAAAAGAAGCUCAAUAAAGUAACUGAAAGGAAGUACUUGAAUAGGAGCAACGGAAUUUCCUUCAUGAAUGGUGGUUUAGAUUUUGGAGAGGAUGCAUCUGACCGAGAAAUCAGAAGGCGGUUAUCCAGAUUGAAUAAAAAUCUAUGGAUUCAGAAAGUGAUACUUCUGAUGAUCUUGGCAGGACAUCUGAUGAUAGCAAAGGCGAUACUGAGAGGACCAUCUCAGAUACUGAAAGUGACAAGUCAGAAGGUCGAUCUGGAUUAUCCAGAGGAGAUGGAUACUUUACACUUUAUGAGGGUUUGGGUUCUAUGACUAAAGAUCGUGAAUGGGGUGCUCGUAUGACAAAAGCAAGCCUGGUUCCUCCUGUUACAAGAAGAUAUGAAGUUAUUGAUGAAUACGUAAUUGUAGCAGAUGAGAAGGAAGUAAAGCGGAAGAUGCAAGUAUCGUUGCCUGAUGAUUAUGUUGAGAAGCUUCAUGUACAAAAAAAUGGAACUGAGGAGACGGAUAUGGAACUUCCUGAAGUCAAGGAUUAUAAACCCAGAAAACAGCUUGGAGGUGAGGUUAUUGAGCAAGAAGUUUAUGGAAUUGAUCCCUACACCCACAAUCUUUUACUUGAUUCAAUGCCAGAGGAACUGGAUUGGAACCUUGAGGAUAAGCAUGUGUUUAUUGAAGAUGUUCUCCUUCGCACCCUCAAUGAGCAAGUUAGGCACUUCACUGGGACUGGAAAUACUCCCAUGAUGUUUCCGUUGCGGCCUGUUAUUGAAGAAAUUUGGAAAGCUGCUGAGGAGAAUAGAGAUAUGAAAACUGUGGGUUUGUGUCAGGGUAUCUUGAAGGCCAUGGAUAGCCGCCAUGAUGACAAAUAUGUUGCUUAUAGAAAGGGGCUUGGAGUUGUUUGCGACAAAGAAGGUGGUUUUGGAGUGGAAGAUUUUGUUGUUGAGUUUUUGGGAGAGAUCUAUCCUGUUUGGAAGUGGUUUCAAAGCAAGAUGGGAUUUGCUCUUUUCAAAAAAAUAAUAAAGAUCCAGCUCCAGAGUUUUACGACAUUUAUCUUGAGAGGCCUAAGGGUGAUGCUGAUGGAUAUGAUUUAGUUGUUGUUGAUGCCAUGCAUAAGGCGAAUUAUGCAAGUCGAAUUUGUCACUCAUGUCGACCUAAUUGUGAAGCAAAGUUCCCUGGCCAUUAUCAUGCAUCUUCAUCUUAUUUUUCUCCUUUUUUUCCUUUUUGAAAUUGCAACCUAGAAGUUAAAUUUCUUGUAGAUUGUUUUCCAGUUGUAAUUGCUUGCUUGUUUUCUAUAAUACUGGUAAACCAUACACCUUAUCAAGGUCUCUGAUAAAUCCGGGCUUAUUGAAUGCAGGGUUACUGCUGUAGAUGGUCAUUACCAGAUUGGAAUUUAUACUGUACGCCCAAUUCGCCAUGGCGAGGAGAUCACGUUCGAUUAUAAUUCUGUUACAGAGAGCAAGGAACAAUAUGAAGCGUCUGUUUGUUUGUGUGGCAGCCAAGUCU